UCUCCAAUCGACUAAAAAUCUCUCGAUUCUCUCUUAGUUUCCCAUUGAGAUGAUCAUCCUCUCGCUUUUUUUAGCGCCUCUGAUGAGCACCGCUCAAGAAAUUCCACCAAACAUCAUGAGCCCUAUAAAUUUAAAUUUCUCCGAAUACGGGACUUCAAUAAGUCAAUUUGCCUGGCCCAAGAUACUUGCGAAGUACACUGUCAACAAUGUGACUCCCAUUGCUCUCAGCUUCAAUAAAGGCUUCAAAUCCUCGUACAUGGCAAGAUGACUGUUACAUGAGAUAUUUUCAAACCACUGAUGCCGACCUAGUUGUUUAUUGGAAGGGUUCUAGCGCUAUUUAUUGCGAAGUGUACGUCAAACUCCCAAACGGUGCCCCAGCGUCCACACCAUCGUUUCCUGUAAGUAUGCUGCUCCGUGUAGAACAUUUCAAGCCCAGAUGCCCAGACCUAUAACUGAAGUUCUGAAGUUUUUCUUCUAAUGUUAAUAAAAAAUAUUGUUAA
Molecule: messenger RNA, 500 nt
Organism: Caenorhabditis elegans
Lineage: Eukaryota; Metazoa; Nematoda; Chromadorea; Rhabditida; Rhabditidae
Gene: T09D3.9
Exons: 4
Coding region: 50-268 (72 amino acids)
Source: RefSeq, marked reviewed